Messenger RNA from Eruca vesicaria subsp. sativa (arugula), 3069 nucleotides. The record is from the annotation of a GenBank genome assembly. NCBI's taxonomy places the organism in Eukaryota, Viridiplantae, Streptophyta, Magnoliopsida, Brassicales, Brassicaceae.
AUGGCUUCAAGUCCACCCAAGAAGACUUUAAACUCACAAUCCUCCUCCUUAAGCCGGCCUCCACAAGCCGUCAAGUUUGGUCGCCGGACGUCCAGUGGCCGCAUUGUUAGCCUCUCCCGCGACGAUGACAUGGACGUCCCUGGCGAUUCCUCCAGCCAAACUGAUUACAUCAACUACACCGUCCACAUGCCUCCUACACCUGACAACCAACCCGCUGGCUCCACCUCUGGUGGUGGCCCCAAGAACAAGAUGGAGAGGAGAUUAUCCGUCAUGAAAUCUAAUAACAAGUCAAUGUUGUUGAGGAGCCAAACAGGAGACUUUGAUCAUAACAGGUGGUUGUUUGAAUCUAAAGGCAAGUACGGUAUAGGAAACGCGUAUUGGUCAGAAGAGGAUGAAAACUAUGACGGUGGUGUGAACAUGUCUGAUUUUUUCGACAAACCAUGGAAGCCUCUCACCAGAAAAGUUCAGAUUCCAGCCAAAAUUCUUAGUCCUUACAGGUUAUUAAUCGUAUGUCGUCUUGUGGUACUCUUCUUCUUCCUCUGGUGGCGUAUUGCGAAUCCUAACGAGGAUGCAAUGUGGCUAUGGGGACUAUCUAUAGUUUGCGAGCUUUGGUUCGCUUUCUCUUGGAUUCUUGAUAUUCUUCCAAAGCUAAACCCUAUAAACAGAGCCACUGACCUUGCUGCCUUGCAUGACAAGUUUGAGCAACCUUCUCCUUCAAACCCUACUGGUCGCUCUGAUCUUCCUGGUGUUGAUGUGUUUGUUUCCACUGCUGACCCGGAUAAAGAACCUCCUUUAGUUACCGCAAACACCCUUCUCUCGAUCCUCGCUGUAGAUUACCCAAUAGAGAAGCUUUCAGCUUACAUUUCAGAUGAUGGUGGUGCAAUUCUCACCUUUGAAGCCAUGGCUGAAGCUGUUCGCUUUGCUGAGUAUUGGGUACCAUUUUGUAGAAAACAUGACAUAGAGCCAAGGAACCCGGAUAGUUACUUCAACCUCAAGAAAGACCCGACAAAGAACAAGAAAAAGCCAGAUUUUGUUAAAGAUCGUCGUUGGGUCAAGCGUGAGUAUGAUGAGUUCAAGGUCAGGAUCAACGGUCUUCCGGACCAAAUCAAGAAAAGAGCUGAGCAGUUCAACAUGAGAGAAGAGCUCAAGGAGAAGCGUAUUGCCAAAGAGAAAAAUGGCGGUGUACUGCCGCCUGAUGGUGUUGAGGUGGUGAAAGCAACGUGGAUGGCUGAUGGUACACAUUGGCCAGGGACGUGGUUUGAACCUAAACCUGACCAUUCAAAAGGAGACCAUGCCGGAAUCCUACAGAUUAUGAGUAAAGUACCUGAGCUUGAACCGGUGAUGGGCGGACCUAAUGAAGGUGCAUUGGACUUCACUGGGAUUGAUAUUCGAGUACCGAUGUUUGCAUAUGUGUCACGUGAGAAACGUCCAGGUUUUGACCAUAACAAGAAAGCUGGUGCUAUGAAUGGUAUGGUUAGAGCUUCAGCCAUAUUAUCCAACGGUGCAUUCAUCCUUAACUUGGAUUGUGAUCACUACAUAUACAAUUCCAAAGCUAUCAAAGAAGGAAUGUGUUUCAUGAUGGACCGAGGUGGUGAUCGAAUCUGUUACAUUCAGUUUCCACAAAGGUUUGAAGGAAUUGAUCCAUCUGAUCGUUAUGCAAAUCACAAUACUGUCUUCUUUGACGGUAACAUGAGAGCAUUAGAUGGGUUACAAGGACCGGUCUAUGUGGGAACAGGGUGUAUGUUCCGAAGGUAUGCUCUCUAUGGAUUCAACCCACCUCGAGCAAACGAGUACUCAGGGGUGUUUGGUCAAGAUAAAGCCCCGGCUAUGUAUGUCCGGACUCAGUCUGGCGCGUCCCAAAAUUCCCAAAAUUCUCAAGCAUCUGAUAUAGAGUCCGAUACACAACCUCUUACCGAUGAUCCAGAUCUUGGUCUACCUAAAAAAUUUGGUAACUCGACCGUGUUCACUGACACUAUCCCAGUUGCGGAGUACCAAGGACGGCCUCUAGCAGAUCACAUGUCAGUUAAAAACGGAAGACCGCCCGGUGCUUUGCUCCUCCCUCGACCUCCCCUUGAUGCUCCUACCGUAGCUGAAGCCAUCGCUGUCAUUUCCUGCUGGUAUGAAGAUAAUACAGAAUGGGGAGAUAGAAUAGGAUGGAUCUACGGGUCGGUAACCGAAGACGUGGUGACGGGCUACCGUAUGCAUAACCGUGGUUGGCGGUCCGUUUACUGCAUCACAAAGCGUGACGCAUUCCGCGGCACAGCUCCAAUAAAUCUCACUGACCGUCUCCACCAAGUCCUCCGUUGGGCCACAGGCUCAGUAGAGAUCUUCUUCUCCAAAAACAACGCGAUUUUCGCCACCAGACGGCUCAAGUUUCUCCAGAGAAUCGCCUACCUCAACGUCGGUAUCUACCCUUUCACCUCCAUCUUCUUGGUCGUCUACUGCUUCCUCCCAGCUCUCUGUCUCUUCUCCGGAAAAUUCAUCGUCCAAAGCCUCGACAUUCAUUUCCUCUCCUACCUCCUCUGCAUCACCAUUACCUUAACCCUAAUCUCCCUCCUCGAGGUCAAAUGGUCAGGUAUAGGACUCGAAGAAUGGUGGAGAAACGAACAGUUUUGGCUUAUAGGUGGCACGAGCGCUCAUCUCGCAGCAGUUGUCCAGGGGUUCCUCAAAGUGAUAGCUGGAAUCGAAAUCUCUUUCACCUUGACAUCUAAAUCAGCAGGAGAAGACGAAGAUGACGUGUUUGCGGAUCUUUACAUUGUGAAGUGGACGGGGUUGUUCAUCAUGCCUUUAACGAUUAUUGUAGUGAACCUCGUUGCGAUUGUGAUAGGAGCUUCGAGGACGAUAUAUAGUGUGAUUCCGCAGUGGAACAAGUUGCUAGGAGGGAUGUUCUUUAGUAUGUGGGUUUUGACUCAUAUGUAUCCGUUUGCUAAAGGGUUGAUGGGUCGGAGAGGAAAGGUUCCGACCAUUGUUUAUGUUUGGUCAGGGCUUGUGUCGAUCACUGUAUCGCUGCUUUGGAUCACGAUUAGUCCUCCAGAUGAUGUUACAGGUGGUGGAGGAAUAUCAGUGUAA